Pyricularia pennisetigena is the source of this 1143-nucleotide messenger RNA. RefSeq lists its product as uncharacterized. The transcript is spliced from 3 exons. Gene Ontology annotation, biological process: ergosterol biosynthetic process. NCBI's taxonomy places the organism in Eukaryota, Fungi, Ascomycota, Sordariomycetes, Magnaporthales, Pyriculariaceae. Gene Ontology annotation, cellular component: endoplasmic reticulum. The record is from RefSeq and is a predicted model, not a curated record. Gene Ontology annotation, molecular function: sterol 24-C-methyltransferase activity. The coding region runs from base 1 to 1143 and encodes 380 amino acids.
AUGGGCGCUCCCAAGCAAGGCCUCGAGAAGGAGGACAAGCAGCGCGAUGCCGAGUUCAACAAGGCGCUGCACGGCAAGUCUGCCAUGGCUGCUGGUGGCAUUGCUGCCAUGUUCUCCAAGGACAAGGAGGCCAAGAAGCUUGCUGUAGACGAAUACUUCAAGCACUUUGACAACAAGACUGCUGCAAACGAGACUCCCGAGGAGCGUGCUGCUAGGCAAAAGGAGUACGCCACCCUGACGAGGCACUACUACAACCUUGCGACAGACCUCUACGAGUACGGCUGGGGCCAAUCCUUCCACUUCUGCCGCUUUUCACACGGCGAGUCGUUCUACCAGGCAAUUGCCCGUCAUGAGCACUACCUGGCGCAUCAGAUUGGCAUCAAGGAGGGCAUGACUGUGCUCGAUGUUGGUUGCGGUGUUGGUGGUCCGGCCCGCGAGAUCGCAAAGUUCACCGGCUGCAACGUCGUCGGUCUGAACAACAACGACUACCAGAUCGAUCGCGCUACACACUAUGCUCAGAAGGAGAAGCUGGACAGCCAGCUCCAGUUCGUCAAGGGUGACUUCAUGCAAAUGUCUUUCCCCGACGAAUCGUUCGAUGCGGUCUACGCCAUCGAGGCCACAGUGCACGCCCCAAAACUCGAGGGUGUCUACAGCGAGAUUUUCCGCGUACUGAAGCCUGGUGGCACCUUCGGUGUUUAUGAAUGGCUUAUGACUGAUGAUUACGACAACGAGAACCUUCACCACCGCGACAUCCGCCUCAAGAUUGAGCUCGGCAACGGUAUCUCCAACAUGGUUCCCAUCAGCGAGGGUGAGGCUGCCAUGAAGGCGGCUGGCUUCGAGGUCCUCAAGACCGAAGAUCUCGCUCAAAAGGGUGACGAGUUGCCUUGGUACUGGCCUUUGGCUGGUGACCUCAAGUACCUCCAGUCCUACUUUGAUCUGUUCACAGUGCUGCGCAUGACCAAGUGGGCCAGGACUUGCCUGCACGGCGUGGCAGGCGUGCUUGAGACGAUUGGCGUUGCUCCUGCUGGCACCAAGAAAACGGCCGACGCACUGGCAACUGGUGGUGAUGCGCUUGUUGCUGGUGCCAAGGAGAACAUCUUCACGCCCAUGUACCUGAUGGUCGGCCGCAAGCCCUUGAACUGA